CAAUAUUAUACAAUGUACCAAAAAUAGAUCAACUAAAAUUAACCAGGAUGUUUAAAGAAGUGCCAUUCGUAAAUGUUUACGACAGAACACCUGUCAGUAUGCAGUAUGAUAUAGGAAUAUCACAGGCAGCCAUCCCUGACCAGUAAAUGUGACACUAGUAAGAAGGGUGUUUAAAGAAGUACCACUCGCAAAUGCUUACGACAGGACACCUGCCAGUAUGCAGUACGAUAUAGGAAGAUCACAAGCAGCUAUCCCUGACCAGUAAAUGUGACACUAGUAAGAAGCAGGAGAAAUGAAAUACUAUGCAUCUACUGGACGCUUUGUUCAAGAUGACGAUUUCUAUCAAACUGAUGAAGAAGAGAAGAAAAAGACACAUAGACAUUGGAAAACUGAACAGCACAUUAUACAGAUGGAUGCAACAAAACAAUAUUUAAGGGAACAAAGUGAAAGGGGACAUCAGUUUUAUAGCUUAGCACGAGACAAGGAGGGCUUUGCAUUGAUUUACAGGUGUUUUAAAGAUGACGUUUACUAUCAAACUGAUGAGGAGGAGAGGAAAAUAACACCUAGACAUUGGAAAACUGGGAAGCACAGUUUAGAGAGGGAUGAAACAGAACAACUUUCAGGGGAUCAAAGGGAAAUGAGAAAUCAGUUUCACCGCUUGGCACGAGUCAUGGAGAGAUUUGUACUCACUAGAAACCGUUUGAAAGCACGAGACAUAGAUUACGUUGUAUCCACUGAAUACUCUUUUAAAGAUGGUGAUUUGCAUCAAACUGACGAGAAAGUGAAGAAAGGGAAACCUGGACGCCGGAGAGCUAGGAAGCAAAUGACGGGGAGGGAUGCAUCAAAUCAACCUUUAGGGGACAAAAGCGACAGGGGACAUCAGUUUCACAGCUCGGAUGGCGACUUGCAUCAAACUGAUGAGAAAGUGACGAAAGGGUCACUCAAACGCCGUAGAGCUAGGAAGGAAAUGACAAGGAGGGAUUUAACAAAUCAACCUUCAGGGGACAAAAGCGACAGGGGUAAGCAGCUUCACAGCGCAGGAACGACUGAAUCAUCCAGCAAAAGCAAAGUUCCAGAUUCGUUCGAAGAAAUUUCCGUACGACAUGCAACGAAACAUGGAAACAUUCGGUUGUUGCAUGCGUUAGCAGCAACGUCAAAAGAAGGUAUCGCCGAAUUUGGACACGCCUUUCCCUUGCACACCGCCGUAUCGCUUGGAAUGAAGAGAACCACGUCGUUCCUUCUACAAUCUGGAUUUGAUUUGGAAGAGAGAAAUGAGUCUAAUCGGACUCCAACCGAAUGUGUCGAUCCACGGAAUGACAAUGUUUUGUGUGAAUACAUAAGAAAAAUGGAUGGAAUAGAUGUUUCUCUGUCGCAACCUAGCUCACAUCAACCCAAUGUUAUCAUCGUUCGUAAAGGCUCAUGUCACGAGGAAACAGUCUGCAUUGUCAACAUGGAGAGAGUUGAUUUAUCUACAAGAACGGUUUACUUUCCUUCUACACAGUUCCGAUCAACUUUCAAGGACAGAGACCCAUCGAGACAAAUGUUUUUUGCCUCCCCUUUCCUCUCCGAAUACAGCAUGGUCUGUACCUAUCAGAUGUUCGGUUUGCUUUGGCUCCUUGGGAGAUACCAUGCAGAGGACUUCCUUCAAUGCUUGAACGAUAUAGUCCUUCCAGAAAAAAACAUCCUGCGAUGCAAAGAUGGCAGCACGGGCGUUAUCGAUUUCUGUACUUGGAUCAACAGCAGAGAGGAGGAACAUAAAGACCACAACAACGAAAGUAGUAUGGAUAAAUUACCCGAUUGGAUUCGCGCGCUACUCCAAAAGACAUCUGAAUCCCUGCGUGCGGAUACAAUUCUCUGUGAUGGAUGGACGCCGAUGCAUUACGCUGUCCUGACACGCAAUGAUGAACUCGUCAAACAAUUGCUAGACUCGGGGGAGGGACAUUUGACAAACAAAGCACAUACGCUGCUCCCAGAAUUUAUCCUUGACCAACUAAAAAGAGAAAGCCGUUUUGAGUAUGAGUUUGUUUACAGUCACAUAGAAGGAUUCACGCCUCUUAUGCUUGCUACAUUCACAGAAAAUCAAACGGCGAUUAAACUGAUUGGUCAAUGUAUUGAAACAUUGAAUAUAUUCAACGGAAAAGAUGUCGCUGAUUGUCUCGAGUUAACAUAUUGUGAAGACACAGAAAGAAAUCUUCUUGACGUCCUUUGUAGGAAAGGUGAAGAAUAUUUGAAGCAGGAGUAUCAUGUUGAUGUCAACUUACAACCCUUCUACCGAAAGAAAAGCCCGUUGAGAAGGAUACUGUUUGCUUCCUCAACAGAUGUGCUUGAGACAAUUGAAGAGGAUUUCUUCGCUGCCAAAAUCAUAGUUGAGAACAAAACUAUCGUCAACGACUAUCUAAAAACGGGUACCACAGCCGCGGUUUCCGAAAAAGAAGAUACACUUUUGGCAGAAACUUUACAGUUUCACUCAGCUAGGUUAUGGAAAAGACACAGUUCGCUUAACGCUAUUUUGCCAGGACACGUAUCGGCACUUCCAGAUACAUGCCAAGGGUAUCGCAAGUCGAUCAUGGUUGUCUUUCAUAGCAUUGACAAGGAAUUGAUUCCUGCAUCUGAAUUACCCUUCCAAGAAUAUUUGUUAACCAAAGAACAACAAAUAUUAGUUCACGUUACAGAGGGGUUAUUCCGAUUUGCUACAGCAACGAACCACACGGCACAGGUAGGCCGAAGCAUUGAUUACGACAAAUACCGCGCCACACUAGGAACAUUUGUUGAGAGUUCUCAGAAGCAAAAAGGAAUGUUGACCUGUGGUCAUACCUUCCUAAAAGAUUUUAUGGACAGCCGUGAUCCUUUCUUUGACCGUACAUAUGAUCCAAACUCUUCAGCAGAAGUCUUCGGAGUGUAUAAAAUUGAGGAAAAUCGCCUGAAAGUUUUUAAAGAAGACAAGACAUCUGCAGUUAAGAGCAACACCAAGGAACCUACCGCUGACAAUGCAAUGGAAAUCACGUAUCCGCAUGGUGGCCGCUCUGGAUAUGUGAAAAGAUUGCUACUUCGACCAGACAAAGAGGUUGGUAUAGAUGCAGCUCUCAUCAUGUUCCAUGCUGACACACAAUUCACCAUUGGUCCACAUCUGCAUCUUGAGCAUUCUAUGGCCACUCAGCAACUGGAAAAUCUAGGUAUUCAAAACAUGGAUUACCUGCAGUUCAAUAACGGCGAAGCAUUUUAAUGUAAAAGAUCUGUCCGCGUCCUAAAAUGUGGCAUUGGAACUGGUUUAACUUAUGGAGUCAUUCCUUUCGAAUGUUCAACGGGCCAAGUUAGAAUAAGCGACGGUAAAUCCGAACCUAUGGGAUUCGACAACAGUAAAUCAAAACACAUAAUGAAAGGACAGAUUGUGGUUACACCGUUGGAACAAGCGACAUUCUGUGGUCAAGGAGAUUCAGGAUCUGCGGUGUUUCUAAAGGAGGCAGGUUCACUAGGUUCGCCAUUGAAGUGCAUUGGAAUGUGUAUUGGAUCUAUGACGAAUAGCCCCGAGACGCUUGUAACUCCAAUUCGUUCGCUUUUAGAAGCGAUAUCGGAGGGCCAGGAAACCACGUACUCACUACUGACAUCAUUUGACAUCCCUGUACCCGAGGUGUCAGAGGGAUAAAUACGUGUGAAGUACGUGUGAUAGUAAUAACAAUUGGUGGUGUGAAAGGAGCUCAGCGUUAUCAAUGAUAUACAAACAAGAAAUUACUCUUCAUUAUUUAUGUAAACAUGCUACUAAAUGCUACUCUUGUCACAUAUGAUAGAUUGGAGUGAAUAAGUAAAGCCAUAACAAACUGACGUAUUAUCUUUAGGCAAAAUCAGACAUGGCGAUUGGCAGUCAGCAUACACAAGUAAUGUAUCAAUCAGAUGCUUGGGUGGCCAGGUUUGAUACCGAUCAGUAAAUAAAAACGCGUAAUGCACAUUAACGCAUGCAAAGCAAUGCUCCUUUGAAGUAUCCGGCCAGUAGUUUCUGAGAAAAAAGUCCGGAAACCAUUUUUCGGAAAAAAAUCAAACAUAAUCUUGGAUAUGAAUGUAACUUCGUGUUUCAAACAUUUUUCUCACUGAUUUGAUUGCAUUCUAAAACAUUUUAAUAUAAAUGUCUAUUUUAUGUCAGGCAUUUGUAAAGUCCGUUAAAAUAAAGUCGAGAUUUCAGAGCAACUAUUAACCGUUACCGUUCGAGUAUUUAUAGAAAUCAAACCAAACAACGAAAAGAAACCAUCACCAUUAUUUUCUGCUAAGUCCAUAGCUGUUACAGAAUCUCCAGUCUAUCUCGACAUGACCAGAAUUUCAUAUUCAGUUACAUAUGUACGUGCCCUCUAGCUGAUGUGAUAGAAGUGCAAAUACCACGAACGACUGCUUACAAGCUUAGGUGAACAGUAAGUAACACAUACUGCUAUGAGUUAUGUCAUAUUUACUUGCUUUUGUUACCAAAACCUAUAGUAUACUUAUAUAAUACCUAUGUAAUAAUCAUGUGUGUAAAGAUAUACUUACAUUAAUCAAAUAUUAUAAAUAUGAAAACAUAAACAUUGAAACUUACAUAAACACUGUUCACUAGACAGUUUACUACAUGUGUAUACAUUAGGAUGUAUACGGCUUUCUGUAUUAUCAUAUAUAAUACUGGAAGAGGGAGUAUCAACAGUGACACAUAUCCAAGUAAUACAUAUCUAAUAAUCAUGUGUGUAAAGAUAUACUUACAUUAAUCAAAUAUUAUAAAUAUGAAAACAUAAACAUUGAAACUUACAUAAACACUGUUCACUAAAAAAAAUACUAUAUACAUACAAAUGUAUACAGCUUUCUGUAUUAUCAUACACAUAUCCAAGUAAUACAUAUCUAAUAAUCAUGUGUGUGAAGAUAUACUUACAUUAAUCAAAUAUUAUAAAUAUGAAAACAUAAACAUUGAAACUUACAUAAACACUGUUCACUAAAAGGUUUACUAUAUACAUACAAAUGUAUACAGCUUUCUGUAUUAUCAUAUAUAAUACUGGAAGAGGGAGUAUCAACAGUGACACAUAUUCA
This is a messenger RNA of Mizuhopecten yessoensis (Yesso scallop), 5037 nucleotides long. RefSeq lists its product as uncharacterized. The record is from RefSeq and is a predicted model, not a curated record. Bases 293 to 3223 code for a protein of 976 amino acids. NCBI's taxonomy places the organism in Eukaryota, Metazoa, Mollusca, Bivalvia, Pectinida, Pectinidae. The transcript is spliced from 17 exons. Gene Ontology annotation, molecular function: protein binding.